AACUUAGAGAAUUUAUACUACCACUGCAGCGUCCAAGUUGGAAUGCAAUGAGUGGGUUGCGUGAGCAUGCGUAUGAUAACAAUGCCGACAUGUGCAAGACACAAAUGCCGAUGGUUCUUGUCGUGUAAUACAAGAUCUAUGCAUCUAACUUAAUCUGCAUGCUUCAAUUAAUCUUUUAAUCCGACUGCAAGAUGACAUCCGCCACACCCCCUUCCUCCCGUAGCUCCUCCCCCCAGAAGGUGUGUCACUCCCAGACGCAAACGGACAUUCUGAAGCCCCUGUUGGGCGGCGGGAGCUCGGGCGGGGGCGGGACCCUGCGGAGGAGGAGGCGUGUGCUCUCCAAGGAUGGGCGAAGCAACGUGCGCAUCGAGCACAUCAGUGGGCGGAGCGCCCUGUACAUACGUGACCUCUGGACCACCUUCCUGGACAUGCAGUGGCGCUACAAGUUUUUCCUCUUCACCGCCACCUUCGCCGGGACCUGGUUCCUGUUUGGGAUGUUGUGGUACCUUGUGGCGUUGGUGCAUGGAGACCUAAUCGAGUUUGACCCACCGUCCAACCACACUCCCUGCGUGAUGCAGAUGCAGACCCUCACGGGAGCCUUCCUCUUCUCGCUGGAGACGCAGACCACCAUUGGCUACGGCUUCCGCUGCAUCACCGAGGAGUGUCCCGCCGCCAUCAUUCUCCUCAUCCUCCAGCUAGUUAUCACCAUGGUGAUGGAGAUCUUCAUCACUGGAACCUUCUUGGCAAAGGUGGCUCGGCCAAAGAAGAGAGGUGAGACCGUCAAGUUCAGCCAGCACGCCGUGGUGUCCAGUCACGAGGGACGACCCUGCCUCAUGAUCCGGGUAGCCAACAUGCGCAAGAGCCUCCUGUUGGGUUGCCAGGUGAGCGGGAAGCUGCUCCAGACGUCCCUGACCAAGGAGGGGGAGACGGUGCGUCUGGACCAGAGGAACGUGCCCUUCCAGGUGGACAUGUCCAGCGACAGCCCCUUCCUCAUCCUGCCCCUCACCUUCUACCACAUCAUCGACGACCUCAGCCCCCUGAGGGCCUGGGCUGCCAAGGGUGGUGGAUGGACAGAUCUGGACCUGGCUGACUUUGAGCUGCUGGUGAUCAUGAGUGCCACUGUGGAGCCCACCUCAGCCACCUGCCAGGUGCGCACCUCCUACCUCCCUGAUGAGAUCCUGUGGGGCUACGAGUUCCCCCCCGUGGUCUCCCUCUCCCCCUCUGGGAAGUACGUGGCCGACUUUGCCUUCUUCGACAAGGUGGCCAAGACCAAAACCACGCCCGUCUUCAAGUCGUCCUCGUCGGGCUCCCCGCAGCACGGUUACCAGGGCGGGGGAGGCGGGGGAGGCGGGGAGGGCGCGGACCCGGAGAAGAUCCGCCUGGAGCAGAGCUACCGGGAGAGGGGGGAGGAAGGGGGGGGAGGCAGGGGGAGGGUGAGAGACAGUAGCCCGCUCAGCGUGCGCAUCAGUAAUGUUUGAGGGGUGAGGGGCGGUGGGCGGGGGUCAUGUAAAGAUGUGUUAAUGCACACACAAAACAUCAGAGUUAGCAUGUAAUGUAUGUGUGUACAUAUAGUACAUGCACGCAUGAAGGGACUGCCCCCCCCCCCCCGACACACACACACA
This is a messenger RNA of Hypomesus transpacificus, 1622 nucleotides long. RefSeq names its product ATP-sensitive inward rectifier potassium channel 10-like. The coding region runs from base 192 to 1478 and encodes 428 amino acids. Lineage: Eukaryota; Metazoa; Chordata; Actinopteri; Osmeriformes; Osmeridae. Gene Ontology annotation, cellular component: plasma membrane. Gene Ontology annotation, biological process: regulation of monoatomic ion transmembrane transport; potassium ion import across plasma membrane. The transcript is spliced from 6 exons. The record is from RefSeq and is a predicted model, not a curated record. Gene Ontology annotation, molecular function: inward rectifier potassium channel activity.